UAUUGCUGGGGAUCUGAUCCCUACAAUUAUAUCGAUCAGUGAUCACCUUCUUUCUCUUCCGAUCCAUCAAAUCUCAAAACCCAGAGAGGCAAACAAAGCCUAAGCACUUCUCUUGCUCAACCCAGAAAUCAAUGGCCUCAUACAAAAAGUAUGAGAUCAGACAGAGAAAUCCAGACCCCAAAACCUCAGCCCUCUUGGUCAUUGACAUACAGAACUACUUCUCCUCCAUGGCUAACCCAAUCCUCCCCAAUCUCCUCUCCACCAUCCACCUCUGCCGACGCGCCUCCAUCCCUGUGAUCUUCACGCGCCACUCCCAUAAGUCCCCCGACGACCACGGCAUGCUCGGGGAGUGGUGGAAUGGCGACCUCAUCAUCGACGGGACGGUCGAGGCCGAGCUCAUGGCCGAGCUCGACCGGAGGCCCGAGGACGUGGUCGUGGAGAAGAACACGUACAGCGGGUUCGCUAACACGCGCCUGGAGAAGUUGUUGCGGGAGAGGGGCCUGGAGGAGGUGAUCGUGACGGGGGUCAUGACGAACUUGUGCUGCGAAACGACGGCGCGUGAGGCGUUCGUGAGGGGGUUUAGGGUUUUCUUCUCCACAGACGCGACUGCCACGGCGGAUGAGGAGAUGCACGAGGCCACGUUGAAGAACUUGGCCUAUGGGUUCGCUUACUUGGUUGACUGCAAGAGGCUUCAGGAAGGGCUGUUCGGGGAUCAAUGAAAAACUAGUUGUAGUGGAAGUUUUUUUUUUUUUUUUCAGCAUUGCAUUUUCCUGUAAACGGCUACGGCUUGGAGCAUGGGUGGGUGUUAUUCUAAAAUAAGACGAGUCCUGCUCUCUGUUCUAGAGAGAGGCUCUGAAAACUUGUGUUUCAUUCUGGUGUCCUGAGACUUCUUCACCUCCCCGUGAGGUCAAGAUUGUAAUUUUGUUUUUCUGUUUGCUCUUGUUAUAUGCCUUGUUUGGAGUGUACUUUAUAUUGCACAUUAUGUAGUUGGAUUAGCCGCUUUCGACUUUCGGGCUCGGAAGUUUUUUUAA
Molecule: messenger RNA, 1031 nt
Organism: Corylus avellana
Lineage: Eukaryota; Viridiplantae; Streptophyta; Magnoliopsida; Fagales; Betulaceae
Product: nicotinamidase 2
Source: RefSeq, a predicted model, not a curated record